GAAUUGUUUUCAAAUGCCGAAUGAGGGUUGGGAAUGUUUUGGGAUAAAUAAUUACUAAUGUGAAAAUGUGAAGAAUACGAAACGAAUACGAAACGAAACAAAAUGAAAUUCAGAGGACUCAUUUCAGAUUCUACCGCUAUGCGAGACUUCAUGAAUAUUGCAACCAGCCUAUCUAAAUUUUCCAAAGAAUGUGUUAUGAGAAUCACCACCAGAAAUGUAUAUUUUAUUGUCUCUGAGGAAGAAUCUGGUCCCCGACGUCCACUAGUUUGGUGUGAUUUACCAGCUAAUUUUUAUUUCAAAGAAUACAAUGUAGUAGGAGUCAGUGAUGAAUACAAUGAGAUAUAUUUGGAAUUUUCAACAGCUCUUUUGGCUAGAUCUGUAUCAGUUUUGAAACAAAAUGUGAAGAAUUUGAAAAUAAAACUUACCAAUAAAGAAUUUCCCUGUCUUACAUUGGAGAUGGAACUGGCUCCAGAGGAUAUUCAAUCUAGACAAUGUGUUCAUGACAUACGAGUGGAAGUAAUCUCUAGAAAACAUUGGAGUAAUUAUGAAGAACCAAGAUUCAACGAUUUUCAUGUAACAAUAUCAAUGCCACCUUUAAAACAUUUAAAGAGUAUUGUGGAGAGAAUGAAGAAUAUGAGUCACCAGUUGAUUGUUUCUGCAAAUAAAAAUGGUAGAUUGAUUCUUCGAAUACAAACUAAUACUGUGACAAUAUCAUCACAUUUUCCAGACUUAAAUUUAGAGAGUUUUGCAGUUGGCAUCACUUCAAACAACGACAUCGAUGAUACAAAUGAAGAUGACGAAAUGCAUGCAGUUAGUUCCACAAUAGAUAUAAAAAAAUUUUUAAUGUUUCUCUCAGGUAUGCAACUAAAUAACUGUAAAGCCCUAUGUGGGAUUGUCCAUAAUAGAAUGGUGAAAUUAUAUAUGGAACAACCCGGAGCAAUGAAAUUGCAAAUAUUCCUUACAGAAUUAAAUGAUUAGGUAGUACAUAAAAUCUUAUAUUAUUUUAUAGUAUAAAUAGGAUACUUAUUUUUCUAUUCUGUUGAAUAAACAACCAAUUUAUUAA
Messenger RNA from Coccinella septempunctata (seven-spotted ladybird), 1063 nucleotides. RefSeq names its product checkpoint protein HUS1 (gene Hus1-like). The transcript has 6 exons. Bases 103 to 978 code for a protein of 291 amino acids. Gene Ontology annotation, cellular component: site of double-strand break; checkpoint clamp complex; nucleolus. The record is from RefSeq and is a predicted model, not a curated record. Lineage: Eukaryota; Metazoa; Arthropoda; Insecta; Coleoptera; Coccinellidae. Gene Ontology annotation, biological process: mitotic intra-S DNA damage checkpoint signaling; telomere maintenance; nucleotide-excision repair.